AUGGUAGUCUUUCCAGAAGUGGUCAUGGAGAGUCGGCCUACGACACAAAUGCAAGAAGAAAGUAAGUGAAUUCUGAACUUCUAACUCACAUUUUUAGUUUCAACCAAAUAAAAUAGUGGUUCCAAGUAAUUCUGGUUAACUUAAAAGCAAUGAAAAUGAGUUCGAAAAGUGAUUAGUUAGAAUCAAUCGAUGUCUUCGAUUCACAGAACCUCAAAAAGUACUUCAGAUCCUUGGAGACCCGUUCUCGUAAUGCGAGCUCCCAUGCAGCUUCACGGAACACAUCUCUUUCCGCAGGACAACGACAAGGGACACUUCCGCCAACCACUCCAAACAAGUUUGUAAUUGCUCAGAGUGCAUUUCUCAUCCAGAUAAAUGUUCCAGAAGAAGUUCCUCCGCUCCCAGAACUCCCGGUCAACGUCUCAAAACACCGUAGGUUUUCAAUGUAGAGUUUGGCGUGCCGUGUUUUAUUAUUUUGUCGAAUUGAACCUUUUUUGCAUGGUCCCUUUUCAGAGUUUCACUUGCUGCAAAGCUCAACAAAACGGCAGUACGACACUGAUUCGCUUGGAAUUUUUGAUGAUUUCUUGAUUCGUUUUGUUCAUCCACAUUGA
Molecule: messenger RNA, 608 nt
Organism: Caenorhabditis auriculariae
Lineage: Eukaryota; Metazoa; Nematoda; Chromadorea; Rhabditida; Rhabditidae
Source: the annotation of a GenBank genome assembly